Molecule: messenger RNA, 488 nt
Organism: Lingula anatina
Lineage: Eukaryota; Metazoa; Brachiopoda; Lingulata; Lingulida; Lingulidae
Source: RefSeq, a predicted model, not a curated record
GUUAAUCAAUUGGUGACCUUGUUUUGUGGCAUUUGGAGGGUUGCCCUGGAGAAGAAAACAGAACAAUAUAGGAACGUGCUCUAGUCUGUCUCUGGUAUUCACUCCGUAAUUUUCUUACAUACAUUUGAGAGAAAAAAUAUUUGUAGAACUUCGUCAGCAUGGCAGAGUGGAAACAAAAGCUUUUUGGCUGUUUCAAUAAUUUUGGCAUCUGUAUCGUCACGUAUUUCGUGCCGUGUCUCACAGCCGGUAAAAAUGCCGAAGCCGUUGGAGAAUCCUGCGGGUUGUAUGGGUGCCUGAGCAUCCUCGGUCCUGUUGGGAUUUACACUCGGGCUAAGAUCAGAGAGAAGAUCAGAGAAAAGCAAGGAAUAGAGGGAGAUUUCGUCAAUGAUUGUUUGAUGCACUGGUUUUGCGGACUGUGUGCCCUGGUACAGGAAGCACAGGUGGGUACUGGAGUGCUUUCCUUAAACAAAUAAGAGGACCAAUUAUAC